AUGCGUUCACGGCAUCAGUCUAGCUCUGCUGACCCUGCACUCCCAUCCCGUAUCCUAGACCUUACCUCAUCGGAAGAGUCUUCUGGUGGUUUGAGGCUUAUAGACGGAUCGGGCAAGCAGGGUAGGUAUGCAGUUCUCACAUACUGCUGGGGCCCUAAGCCAGAAAAGGUGUCCAAAACAACUACAGACACACUCGCGCAGAGGAUGGAAAGCAUUGAUCUUGGCCAGCUCAGUCCAUUGUUCCGUGACGCGGUCCAGGUAUGCAGGUAUCUUGAGAUCCCAUAUCUGUGGAUCGACGCCCUGUGUAUUGCUCAGGAUUGUAAAAACGAGUGGUAUAAUGAGGCGAGGCGGAUGCGCAACGUAUAUUCAGACGCUUUUCUCACAAUUUCUGCCGCUUCCGCUGAGUCGCCCGAGGAAAGACUGUUACUCCCGGUUGAGACCGAGAGCAAGCCAGAUCCGCAGAGCGUGCAGCCGGCAGCGCCUAUCUUCAAAUACGAAGGGGGAGGAAAGGUGCUGCAGUUGUGUGCACUGCGCGAGGUUCCUUCAGGCGAAGCUGAGAGCGGCGUGCUCUCCCGGCGCGGAUGGUGCCUGCAGGAGCGUUAUCUGUCUCGCAGGACCGUCCACUUCACAAAGAGCUACACGGAGUGGGAGUGCCUGACCAAGGCGCAGUUGGAAGACCGAGACGUCUCUGCUAGUGGGCCGGUCUGGGAGCUGCUGCGACCUCUGGGGCCUGACGGGUUUCAGCAGCAAGUGACCGACGACAAGGCUGCUCAGAAUGGCGAACCAUAUACGACUUGGUACUACUUACUCGCAGACUACAGCCGUCGCCGCAUGACAUAUUCCACGGACCGACUAGCGGGGAUCCUCGGCCUUGCUGAUCUCUUUGCGCAGGCGACGGGGGAUCAUCUGGUCGGUGGGCUGUGGGCUUCAGAUCUGGUGCGCGGGAUGAUGUGG
Molecule: messenger RNA, 954 nt
Organism: Cryphonectria parasitica EP155
Lineage: Eukaryota; Fungi; Ascomycota; Sordariomycetes; Diaporthales; Cryphonectriaceae
Product: HET-domain-containing protein
Exons: 1
Source: RefSeq, a predicted model, not a curated record